CACUGUAGAAGUCAAAGCAAACACGAUACGCUGCAAAAUCUCCCAGACAGAGCCAACGGAAAAUUUCCUGUCUACAUCUUCUUCUUCACCACCGGCGACCAUUACUCCUCUCCCCCUCCAUUUAAGAACCCUAAUUAAAGACCCUACAAGAUUCCUUUAUAUGCAAGAAUUCCAUUCUGCCUCCACUUGCCCAUGAUUUUGAUAUCAUAGCAGCCCCAAUUUACUCAGCAUCAUUAAAAUUGGUCCCCUUCUGGUACAGCUCCACAAGCACCACAUUCUUCCACUUGUACCUUAUUUAUUUUGUCAGAAGGGCGGGGAGGGGAUAGAAUAGAUUAUCAGUAAUGGCCCUGUUUCAGCAUUGUCAUCUUUCUGUAGCUUCACUUCAGUCUUCCGUGUCAGCCCAGAAAAAUGCUCCAAUAAAGUAUGAGCUCAAAAAUUCAAUCUUUUUCAAUAGCCCUUUUGGGGAAACAAUCAAAAGAAGGUCCGCAAAUGCUCUCCCGGCUGUCACUGGUUCUAAUCAGCUCUCAUCAUCCAUUUCUUCUUUUAGUCAGUUGAUUGAGACUUUGAUAAGUGGGGUGGACUUAUCAGAAUCUGAAGCUGAGGAAUCCCUUGACUUCUUGUUGGAUGGUGCUGACGAGGCAUUGCUCAGUGCUUUUCUUGUUUUGUUGAGGGCCAAAGGAGAAACUUAUGAAGAAGUGGUAGGAUUAGCAAGGGCAAUGAUAAAGCAUUGUCGGAAAGUAGAAGGAUUAGAUGAUGCCGUAGAUAUUGUUGGGACAGGUGGUGAUGGUGCCAAUACAGUGAAUAUCUCAACUGGUGCUUCUAUUCUUGCUGCUGCUUGUGGCGUGAAAGUUGCAAAACAAGGGAAUAGGUCAAGCUCUUCAGCUUGUGGAAGUGCUGAUGUCCUUGAAGAAUUGGGAAUUGCAAUUGAAUUGGACCCUGAAGGUGUGAAAAGGUGUGUAAAUGAAGCAGGAAUUGGUUUCAUGAUGUCUCCAAUCUACCAUCCAGCCAUGAAGAUUGUUAGGCCGAUUAGAAAGAAGCUAAAAGUUAAGACUGUUUUUAACAUCCUGGGGCCCAUGCUGAAUCCAGCAAGAGUACCUUAUGCUGUCGUGGGUGUAUAUGCAGAAGAUUUGGUCCACAAAAUGGCAAACGCACUUCAGAGAUUUGGCAUGAAAAGAGCACUGGUUGUUCACUCUGAGGGCCUGGAUGAGAUGAGUCCCUUAGGUAAAACUCCAACUUUAUCUUGUCAAUUCUCGUUUGAUCCUUUGGACUUUGGGAUUCCGCGUUGCACUUUGGAUGCCUUGCGAGGUGGAGAACCAGAGUACAAUGCAGAAGUGCUGAGACGUGUGCUAUCUGGUGAGCAAGGGGCCAUUGCUGAUGCAUUUGUGCUAAAUGCAGCAGCAGCCAUCUUGGUUAGCGGACACGUUAAAGAUCUGUCUGAAGGAGUGACCUUGGCUCGGCAAACAUUGUUAUCUGGGAAAGCAUUAAAAACCCUUCAUUCAUGGAAAGAAGUCUCAAAUAAGGCGAAAGAAGAAGCACAGAGUACUCUGACAUCUGCAGUAAGAGAGAAGUCCUCGUGGCUUCCAGCAGACAAAAAUAGCAAAUAAAGGAAAGUAGACUGAUA
This is a messenger RNA of Coffea arabica (coffee), 1621 nucleotides long. The record is from RefSeq and is a predicted model, not a curated record. Lineage: Eukaryota; Viridiplantae; Streptophyta; Magnoliopsida; Gentianales; Rubiaceae.